AGAUUCAUUAGUGCAGUGUGCCAAGUUCAGAGAGGUUCGAUAAUAAAUGGUGCUUGUAAUAAUUAUCGUCAUAGGUUCAUUUCUGUGGUGGUUUACCAAAAUAUGGCUUGAGCAGUUAAAAUAUCGCCAGUAUUUGUUGCCGUAUUCAGGUCCCAAGCCUUUGCCUUUGCUUGGAAAUUCUUUGCUGUUCAAAUCACUUGCAGAUUUCAUACCGGUAACCAAACGUUUGGCUGAGGAAUUCGGGAAAUCAUUUGUUUUUUAUUUUGGUCCUAAACCCCGCUUAAUUAUUGGUGAACAUCAGACGGCGGAAUUUUUACUCGGCUCCCAGACGAUUAUCGAUAAGUCGUACGAGUAUAAUUAUUUCCAUGAUUGGCUGGGAACAGGAUUAUUAACCAGCACAGGCCAAAAAUGGAAAUCACGUAGAAAAUUACUAACGCCCGCCUUUCAUUUCCAAAUUCUCGAAAAGUACGUUGAUGUAUUUAAUAAGCAAAGCAACAUUCUAGUAGAGAAACUUAAAGAAAGAGUGGACGCAGGCCCGUUUGAUAUAUUUCCGUAUGUGGCCCUUUGCACACUUGAUAUCAUCUGUGAAACAGCAAUGGGGGUGCAGAUAAAUGCGCAAACGGAUUCCACGUCUUCGUACGUGUGGAGUGUACAGGAGAUGUGUCGUAUUUUCCUAGAAAGGUCUUUUUCGCCAUUAAAAAUGGUCAACAUAAUCUACAAAUUAACUCCGAUGUAUCGAGUACAAAAAAAAGUUAUUUCAGUUCUGCACGGUUUCACGAAUUCUGUAAUUCGAAGUAGGAAAGCGAAUUUUACAAGAACUACCUUAAAUGGUGGUAACGAUGAAGGACUUCUGAAGCGUGUAGCGUUCCUUGAUCUUCUUUUACAGUACAAUUUAAGCGACGAGGCAAUUAGGGAAGAAGUCGAUACAUUUAUGUUUGAGGGCCACGAUACAACUGCCUCGGGGAUCAGUUUUGCUCUGUAUUGCCUUUCAAAACAUCCUUCUGUGCAGCUUCAAGUAGUAGAAGAAUUGCAAACCAUUUUUAGCGGCGACAAUGGAAGAGAACCAACGUACCAGGAUUUACAAGAAAUGAAAUAUUUGGAAAUGGUCAUUAAGGAGUCUAUGAGACUGUAUCCCCCUGUCCCUGGCUUCUCAAGAAUCUUAAACGAAAACACUUCGUUCAAUGGGGCAGUGCUACCUAAGGGACUUACUUUGACCAUACACGCUGUACUUUUACACAGAAAUUCCGACAUUUUUCCCGAUCCUGAACAGUUCGAUCCGGAUCGGUUUCUUCCCGAAAAUUCAAGGUCCAGGCCACCCUACGCUUACGUUCCUUUUAGUGCGGGUUUAAGAAAUUGCAUCGGUCAGCGGUUUGCAAUGCUGGAAUUGAAAGCAACAAUUUCGAAGAUCUUGAGAAACUUCGAAAUUUUGCCCGUUCCUGACCACGAACCACAACUGUCUAUUGAAGCUAUUUUGCGAUCGUACAAUGGUUUACCUAUUGUGUUAAAAGCCAGAAGUUUUUAAACGCCAGAUGACAAAUCAGACCUCAACAGUUGAACAUUUUUCCAUAUUUGUGAACUUUCUUUCGGAUUCGAAGACAAUGCGAAGGGAUGGAAAUUCGAACAUAUGAUCUACUGCUAAAUUGACUGCGCAAAUAUGUGCCUAUAAUGGUCUGAGACAUUGUAUCAUUUAAUUGCUUUUUAAAAUCUUCUUUCGGCAUACAUAUGCGCAGAGUACUUUUUAAUUUUUAAUUUUUUAAUCUUUACUCUUAAUUCUUCUAAUAACAACGCGUAAGCUCCAAGAGUAGGCCUUCUAGCUUCUAUCUAUUCUGUAACUCACACUCUUCUUGCAGUUUUUUGUUGUUUAGAAUUUGAAAUGAGAACUUGCUACGCCAUUUUUCACACUAACAUAAAUGUUCUACAGCA
Molecule: messenger RNA, 1923 nt
Organism: Photinus pyralis (common eastern firefly)
Lineage: Eukaryota; Metazoa; Arthropoda; Insecta; Coleoptera; Lampyridae
Product: cytochrome P450 4c3-like
Exons: 8
Coding region: 47-1522 (491 amino acids)
Molecular function (GO): oxidoreductase activity, acting on paired donors, with incorporation or reduction of molecular oxygen; heme binding; monooxygenase activity
Source: RefSeq, a predicted model, not a curated record